AUGCCUUCGAAUUCAUUAGAAGCACGAAGACGUAAUCGUCGUCGUCAUCGACAACCAAAAGAAAGUUUACGGUCUAAAGAAAUUGAAACAAUAAAACUUGAUGAUAUACCAUCGCCAGUAACUUCAAAUAAAUUAACAAUAAUUCGAAGUGAAAGUCUAUCGUCCGAAGAAAUUGAAAUAAUGAAUAUUAAUGAAACACUAUCGCCAGCAAAUAAAAAUAAUACAACAACUAUUGUUAUUUCACCAUUUGUAGAAGAUGAUGAAACUGAAGAGGAAUCACCAUUGAUAAAAAUUAUUGAAAAAAAAGAACGAAAAGAUUGGGCUAAAAUUGUUGCACCUGUAGAGAAAGAUCAAAUAGAACGAAAAAAAGAAUCAGUAACAAGAAAAUUAACAAAAUUUUUUUCCAAAAUUCCAUCACCAAUUGGAUUUUUACUUGAUUUAAUCGAACAUCGUCAUGGUUUUACAAUACGUUCUUAUUUUCAAUUUGUUGUUUGGUUAUUUUAUUUAAAUAUUUUUACUUUUAUUAUUUGUUUUACAUGUAUUGUAAUGCCAACAUUUAUUUAUCCAAAUUCAAAAGAUUUUUCUACAUAUGCUAUGGAUCGAUAUUAUCAAACAAAUAAUAUUUCAAUGCAUAAUCAAUCAUCUGAUCAAUGUACUUUAAAUGAUCCACAAUGUAAAAUUCUUAAUGAACCAUUUUUAAAUCAAAUCAAUGAUUCAAAUGAAACAUGUUUAAGUGAUUCAUUUUUGGCUAGUAGUUGUUGUUCAUUACAUGCAGAAGCAUAUUUUGUUAAUUCAUCACGUGAAAGUGAAAGUGAUCGGGCAAAAUACUUGAGUGAUCUUAUUGCUGGAACAGUAUGUAUGAACUUUAAUUAUUAUAAAAAUCUCUACUGUAGAUUCUACCUAAUCUAA
This is a messenger RNA of Rotaria sp. Silwood1, 909 nucleotides long. The record is from the annotation of a GenBank genome assembly. NCBI's taxonomy places the organism in Eukaryota, Metazoa, Rotifera, Eurotatoria, Philodinida, Philodinidae.